CCCGUACAGGAAGGGGAGAGCCGUGGAGUGACUAGCAAGGCUGCAGCCACUAGUACUGUGUAUGUUUCCAUGUGCAUUGGGUUUGCACUGUAGCCUUAUCUGUUUCUAUUCCUGGCCUUUCUGACCUGUUGGAUACUAUUAUUAUUUGCCUACAAGAAAGAGUGGAUUGCGGCCACGGCUCCGUUUUUGCUUUGCCCGGAGUAGGGGGCUCUCCGUAUGAGGCACCAUGUCCAAGACUCUGAAGAAGAAGAAGCACUGGCUGAGUAAAGUGCAGGAGUGCGGGCUGUCGGGGUUUGGUGGCGAUCCCAGCUCUUUCUUGGAGAUCCGUGGGGGUGCAGAGCAUGGGGAGUUCCCCUAUUUGGGGCGACUAAGAGAGGACGUUGCUAGCUACAUUGCAGGCAAAGUGCCCAGUCAGGGGGACGUCCUGCUGGAGGUGAAUGGGACCCCGGUCAGUGGGCUGACACAUAGGGACACCCUGGCUGUGAUCAGGCACUUCAGGGAGCCAAUACGCCUGAAGACUGUCAAGCCUGGUAAAGUUAUCAAUAAGGAUCUGCGUCACUACUUGAGCCUGCAAUUCCAGAAGGGAUCCAUAGACCACAAGCUGCAGCAAGUGAUCCGAGAUAACCUUUACCUCCGAACAAUACCGUGUACGACCCGUUCCCCACGAGAUGGAGAAGUCCCGGGAGUUGAUUAUAAUUUUAUUCCUGUUGAGCAGUUCAAAGCUCUGGAGGACAGUGGAGUGUUGCUGGAGAGUGGAACAUAUGACGGUAAUUUCUAUGGGACACCCAAGCCUCCAGCUGAACCAAGCCCUUUUCAGCCUGAUCCGGUAGAUCAGGUAUUGUUUGAUAGUGACUUUGUCCCAGAAACUCAAAGAAAACGAACCACGUCUGUCAGCAAGAUGCAGCGAACAGAUUCCUCCCUUCCUGAGGAGGAAGACGAGGAGGAGAGAGAGGCUGUUAAUGGCAGCAGUGGAAGCGCAGAACAUAGGGACAGACAGGAACCCACAGAAUGGGGGAAGGUUGUUCCAAGUUACAACCAGACCAACAGCAACAUGGACUUCAGGAAUUACUUGACUCGAGAAGAAAACCUGGAACCUCUGCCCAAGAACUGGGAGAUGGCCUACACCGAGGCUGGAAUGAUCUACUUUAUUGACCACAACACCAAAACCACUACAUGGCUAGAUCCUCGACUCUGCAAGAAAGCCAAAGCACCAGAAGAUUGUGACGAUGGAGAACUUCCCUAUGGUUGGGAGAAGAUAGAAGAUCCACAGUAUGGGACCUAUUAUGUCGAUCACAUCAACCAGAAAACACAGUUUGAAAACCCAGUGCUAGAAGCAAAGCGGAAAAAGCAGCUCGGUCAACUGAAUCCCACUGAUGGAGCUAUACACCCAGACCCAGAAAAGUCGUCCUUUACCAGGGAUCCUGCCCAACUAAAGGGUGCAAUUCUGCGCACAUCACUAAAGAAAAGUACCAUGGGAUUUGGAUUCACCAUUAUUGGAGGGGACCGGCCAGAUGAGUUCUUGCAAGUGAAGAAUGUACUAAAGGAUGGACCAGCUGCUCAAGAUGGCAAAAUUGCACCAGGUGAUGUGAUUGUGGACAUCAACGGAACAUGUGUUCUUGGUCACACUCAUGCGGAAGUGGUCCAGAUGUUCCAACUGAUCCCAAUAAACCAGUAUGUGAAUAUGACACUUUGUCGUGGUUACCCCCUCCCCGAAGACAGUGAUGAUCCAGUUGUUGACUCAGUUAAUGCACUUCCUCCGCUUAUUAAUGGACAGCUAACCACUCAUGGCGACAUGGGAAGCCAGGAGUUAAAAUCCGGGGUAGUAAUUUUGGACCAAAAUGGAAAGCCGGGCCAUGUGCUGGUUAAUGGGCGACUAAAUGGUCCUUCAGUAGACCUACAAGAACAAAGGACAUCGUUGGCAUCAUCUGGAACCUCUCAACCUGAGCUUGUAACCAUUCCAUUGUUAAAAGGCCCCAAGGGCUUUGGUUUUGCCAUUGCAGACAGUCCAAUGGGACAGAAAGUUAAAAUGAUAUUGGAUAGCCAGUGGUGCCCAGGAUUGCAGAAAGGAGAUGUGAUUAAAGAGAUCUACCACCAAAAUGUACAGAACCUGACGCACAUCCAAGUUGUUGAAGUCCUAAAGCAGUUUCCAGUGGGAGCUGAAGUCCCACUAUGCAUCCUAAGAGGAGGUCCUCCAUCUCCGACCAAAAUAUCAAAAGUGAAAUCUGAUAAACAGGAGCUGUCUGGAAGCCUUGAAGCUAUUGGCCCAACUGAACCUCUUCCACAACCUUUGCCAUUUCCCCCAAAUCUUGCACGAUCCAACUCCCCAAAACUUGACCCUUCUGAAGUCUAUAAGAAGUCAAAGAACAUUUUUGAAGAUAAGCCUCCAAAUACAAAGGAUCUGGAUGUUUUCCUUCGAAAGCAAGAGUCAGGCUUUGGAUUUCGGGUCCUUGGAGGAGAUGGCCCAGACCAGGCGAUUUACAUUGGAGCUAUCAUUCCUUUGGGAGCUGCUGAAAAGGACGGACGUCUCCGUGCAGCGGAUGAGCUCAUCUGUAUUGAUGGAGUCCCUGUGAAGGGAAAGUCCCAUAAGCAGGUGCUGGACCUGAUGACCAACGCAGCUCGAAAUGGCCACGUGCUUCUUACAGUCAGAAGGCAGAUCUAUUACACUGAUAAACAGCAGGAAGAGGAAGACCUCCUACAUACACCUCCUGCUCUGAAUGGUUCUCCCAGGCUCAACAGAAUUGAACUCGCUAGUGUUCCCAAACCGCCAGCAGAAGCCUAUGACGUUGUGCUGCAACGUAAAGAAAAUGAAGGCUUUGGAUUUGUCAUCCUGACGUCCAAAAAUAAGCCCCCUCCUGGAGUGAUCCCACAUAAGAUUGGACGUGUGAUAGAAUUUAGCCCCGCAGAUCGCUGCAGGAAGCUUAAAGUGGGUGACCGAAUAUCAGCCGUGAAUGGGCAAUCUAUUGUGGAGCUGUCUCACGAUAACAUUGUACAACUCAUAAAGGAUGCUGGAAACACCGUUACCCUGACAGUAAUUGCGGAAGAAGAACACAGAGGUCCACCAUCAGGCACCAAUUCUGCAAGACAGAGCCCAGCUCCACAACACCGAGCCAUGGGACAAGCGCAGCCCAACUACGGGACUUUGGAAAGGAGCACCUUAGAUGCUGAUGGCAGUAAGGCAGACCCUUCUGCUUCCUACCGUUUUUUAUGGCCUGAUCACAAGUGUGACACUGGACUCCCUGUGCCUGCAGGAAGCCGACACUCCCAGAGUGCAGGUUGCUAUCCCGUAGAGCUUGAAAGAGGACCAAGGGGCUUCGGAUUCAGCCUCAGAGGAGGAAAGGAAUAUAACAUGGGGCUGUUUAUACUCCGCCUUGCAGAAGAUGGCCCAGCCAUUAAAGACGGGCGUAUUCAUGUUGGUGACCAGAUAGUUGAAAUUAACGGAGAACCAACACAAGGCAUCACUCACACACGAGCCAUUGAGCUGAUUCAGGCUGGGGGAACCAAAGUUCUCCUCUUACUAAGACCGGGAACAGGGCUAAUUCCGGACCACAAUGAACUGGAUACUCAUCUUCCAUCUACGAGUGUAAUAUAUGAUGACCUCUCAGCACAUGCAUCAACCUCACAAAUAAGUCCCACUCCUGGAGUGUAUUUGUCAGCACCAAAUGAUGACGCAGUGAACGUUCAGGAAGAAGUGUCUGUGCCAAAAGACCACUCUUCAGGAAACAAAGACAUCACAGUAUUGGAUGAAAACACUGUCCUAGACAAGGAAUCAAUAAAGCUAGAUAAGAUGCUUUCUGUCCAGAAUAAAGAAUCGCAAAACGAAAAGACUAUAAGCCCCAAAAACACUAGUAAAAGUAACCAUCCGGAUACAGAAAAGGAGAGCAGCACAAGAAGAGGUAGAUCUGUAAGUCCAAGGAAAUCAGAUGGCAAAAGCUCAAAGGAGCGAUCUGAAAAAAGUCCUAGGCAAACAGAGUCUAGAAGAACCCAUAAGGAAACCAGAGAGAGAUCUUUAAGCCCUAGAAAGGCGCAAAAUAAAAAAGCUGAGGGCGUUUCUGAUAUUGGAAAUCAAACAAAAGAACAAACUAGGGGACACAGAGAAAGGUCUGCAAGCCCUAAAAAGUCUUACAGGAAGGAAGAUGCUCAUAAAUUAAGUGAAGAAAAACACAAAGACAAAAUGCAGAAAUCUCCACACAAUCCCCACAGGACCACCACUAAACCCGAAAGUGGUGACCAUGCCUGGGAGAGAAAAGAGAAGUCAAGAAGAGACGAGAUGUUAGAAAAAACAAAGACAGAGGAAAAACAUGAAAAAUCUAGGAAAGAUGAGAGGGAGGAAAAAAUCAGGAGGGAUGAAAGAGAUGUUAGAUCAAGGAGAGAUGACAAAUCCAGGAGAGACGAGAAGGACGACAGAUCCAGGAAGGAAGACAGAGGUGAAAAAUCUCAUCGAGAAGAGCAUGUUGAAAAAUCCAGUAAAGGAGACAGAGAUGACAAGUCCAAGAGAGAAUAUAGACACGACAAAAACAGGAAAGAAGAAACAAGUGAAAAAAGGUCAGAUGAAAAAUCCCGGAGAGAUGACAAAAUAGUGAGAGAAGAAAAGAGUGAGAAAAAGACAGACGAAAAGCAUGAAAGAUCCAGGAGAGACGACAAAAUAGUGAGAGGAGAAAAGAGUGAGAAAAAGACAGACGAAAAGCUUGAAAAACCCAGGAGAGACGACAAAACCAGGAGAGAUGAAAUAAAUGAGAAAAAGACAGAUGAGAGGCAUGAGAAAUCGAUGAAAGACGACAAAUCCAGGAAAGAAGAAAUAAGUGAGAAAAAGACAGAUGAAAGACAUGAGAAAUCCAAGAGAGAAGAAAAGCAAAACCUCCAAGAAGCAAAUGUCAAAAGGCAUGCAGAACAUAAAAGCAGGAAUGUUGAUGAGAAAUUACCAAAAUAUAUAACCAAGCAUGACAAAAAUAGAUCCGAGGCUGAUCAAUCCAAAAAAGAGGGAUCAACCGCAAUGGUUAAGCAGCAGCCACAUGGCUUGGUAUCGAAAAUGGAACAAACAGAGAAAAACAGGCCCAGAGAACCCAUCGUUUCAAAUACAGAGCCACCCACAGCAGAAAAUCUAGAUAAAACCAAAGAUGAAGAAAAAUGGAAGGUAGGACCCAAGAAGACACACAUUACUCCAGGACCAUGGAAACUACCCAGUGCUGACAAAAUCACAGAUGCUGACACUUUGAAUAUAUAAGCCCUGAGUGUACAUUUUGUUCAGUGCAGCUCUUGUGUUUGCCACAUCAUUAGAUGAUGUAUGGUUCAUGGAGCAUGAAAAAUAAUAUAAAA
Messenger RNA from Spea bombifrons (plains spadefoot toad), 5313 nucleotides. It is a transcript of the gene MAGI3, whose product is annotated as membrane associated guanylate kinase, WW and PDZ domain containing 3. The transcript is spliced from 21 exons. NCBI's taxonomy places the organism in Eukaryota, Metazoa, Chordata, Amphibia, Anura, Pelobatidae. The record is from RefSeq and is a predicted model, not a curated record. Bases 227 to 5221 code for a protein of 1664 amino acids. Gene Ontology annotation, molecular function: protein binding. Gene Ontology annotation, biological process: signal transduction. Gene Ontology annotation, cellular component: cytoplasm.